Messenger RNA from Syngnathus acus (greater pipefish), 1758 nucleotides. RefSeq names its product MAX dimerization protein 3 (gene mxd3). The record is from RefSeq and is a predicted model, not a curated record. Bases 258 to 809 code for a protein of 183 amino acids. NCBI's taxonomy places the organism in Eukaryota, Metazoa, Chordata, Actinopteri, Syngnathiformes, Syngnathidae. Gene Ontology annotation, molecular function: RNA polymerase II cis-regulatory region sequence-specific DNA binding; DNA-binding transcription factor activity, RNA polymerase II-specific; protein dimerization activity. Gene Ontology annotation, biological process: regulation of transcription by RNA polymerase II. The transcript has 7 exons.
UUACUUGCAGUCAGUCAGACUGAAACUGCUUCACCCACUUUCGGCGACCGACUCCCUUAGCUUGUUCUUUUGAACAAAAUAAAGAAAUAACAGAAUGGACGGGUCCAUUUGCAACAUCCAGGUGCUUCUUCGCGCUGCCGAGUUCCUGGAGAGGAGAGAGCGAGAUUUUAAAGCAAUACGUGAGAGAUUUCCGAUGUUAGCCUUUGCAACAGUGGACAUUUUGAGGCGGGUGAUGGCGCCAAAAUCAAAUACAGCUGAUGCCGAUGACAGACUCGACGGAAGCGGAACAUGGCUACGCUUCACUUCUGCCUCCCAGUCCGACUCUGCCUGAUAAGAGAGGCAAACAAAAGAGCAAGAAGAUGUCUGCUGGUGGCAAUAGGUCUGUGCACAACGAGCUGGAGAAAAUCAGACGAGCACAGCUAAGGCAGUGCCUGGAGCAGCUCAAGAAGCAAGUUCCUCUAUCGUCGGAUUCAAUGAGGAACACCACACUAAACCUGCUCAGGCGGGCCCAACUGCACAUCAAGAAGCUGCAGGAGCAGGAUGAGCGCGCCGUGCAGCUGAAGGGCCGUUUGCGCUGGGAGCAGAGGGAACUGCAGGUGCGUCUGGAGCAGCUGCAGCGAGGGGCCGAACGGAUGAGGAAUGACAGCCAAGGCUCCACCAUGUCGUCAGAGAGGUCGGACUCGGACAGAGAGGACGUCGAGGUGGACGUGGAAAGCAUCGUUUUUGACUGCAUGGACUCUGAAGAGCCGCACAUUGGAUGCAGCACCGCUGAUCACUGUUACUCCACUAUGGACAAAGCCUGGCUAUGACAGCAGCUAUUAUCAUUCUCAUCAUCAUCAUCAUGGCGGAGGGGAGGAAGAAAGAACAUUCCAAAUAUGAGCAGGGUGCGGACAACGAUACUGCACAAAUGAACAACCCCCUUUUUUUUUCCCAAAGGCAGUUUUACAACAUUGUUUGAAUGUUACACCACAAGCAUAAUCAUGAUUUUGGUUAUGACUGAGCUGUGUCUAUUUGCACUGAAGAGCAGUUCACAUCACUGGGCUCGGAUGGCUGUACCAAGCAAAUUCAAAGCCAUGAAGACACAAUUCUUUAAGGGAUUUGUAAGAAGAAGAAAAAAAAUCCCCCCAAAAGUAAGACUUUUCUUGACUUCAAUAUGCCUACACUGACUUCAACGUUAAACUAAAUUUACUCUAGUUAUUUGUUAAGUUUCUCUUAAGCAUUACAGUAAGGCCACAUGUGGCCUGCACUUAAACAUUAACCUCUGCUAUGGUUUAAUAUACACGGUGUCAUUUCUUGUUUUCUUUUAUUGCACAUGAACAACCUUGCAUUGCACUUGUUUCGUCUCCUUUUGAGUUGUGAGUAUAUCAGAAGUGAAAACACAGGUAACAGGACUAAUUUGGUGGCCAUUAUUGCACAAUUAUGUGACUGUGCCUGAGAUUCAUUUGGUGUAUUUGCACAAUCUAGUCUGUUAUGAAGUGUGAGAGUUUUGAUACCUGGUGGAUGGAAAGCAUCAAUUCUUGCACAGCCAUGGUUCUUGAUCACGAUUAACAAAUUCUAUAGGUAAUAAUUUUUGCUGUACGAGUAUAUUGCUCUAUAUUUAAUAACCGAAGGCACAUUUUGCCCUCACCUUUACGAAUAUGCAAAAUGCCUUAUUACCUUUUUAAUGCUGUUUUAUGUAUUCAGACUCUCUCCGCCCAGUAAUAUUAUGUAGCAAUUUUUGUAAGCUUUUUAUGAAUAAAUAUUUUCUAUAUUUAAAGA